AUGGCGUCCAAGCAGAUGCUCGUCGCCGUGGUCGCCGCGGCCGCCCUCGCAGUGGCCUUCCUCCCGGGGCUCGCCGUCGCCACGGAGCACAUGGUCGGCGACGACAAGGGCUGGACCCUUAACUUCAACUACACGGCCUGGGCAGAGACCAACCAGUUCGUCGUCGGCGACACGCUAGUGUUCAAGUACAACAGCGCCGCCCACAAUGUGGUGGAGGUGGGCGGGCCGGACUUCCUCAAGUGCAACCAGCCGGCCAACGCCGUCGUCUUGGCCACCGGCGAGGACCGGGUCACGCUCGACAAGGCCGGACGCAAGUGGUUCUUCUGCGGCGUCGGGCAGCAUUGCGAGGACGGCAUGAAGCUCAAGAUCACCAUCCUCGAGACCGCCCCGCCGAGUCCCCAGCCAGCCCCGACCAACCCUGCUGGCAAGCUGCAGGCGCGCUUCGGUGAGGCAGCGGCCGCGGUCGCUGCGCUCGCCAUGGCCGUACUCGUGCUCUAG
Triticum urartu is the source of this 498-nucleotide messenger RNA. RefSeq names its product blue copper protein 1a-like. Gene Ontology annotation, molecular function: electron transfer activity. NCBI's taxonomy places the organism in Eukaryota, Viridiplantae, Streptophyta, Magnoliopsida, Poales, Poaceae. Gene Ontology annotation, cellular component: plasma membrane. The record is from RefSeq and is a predicted model, not a curated record.